Colletotrichum fioriniae is the source of this 657-nucleotide messenger RNA. NCBI's taxonomy places the organism in Eukaryota, Fungi, Ascomycota, Sordariomycetes, Glomerellales, Glomerellaceae. The record is from RefSeq and is a predicted model, not a curated record.
AUGCUCCUGGCGAAGCACCCCGAGGCUCAGGAGAAAGCAAGAGUCGAACUCGACAGAGUCUGUGGCGCAGAAAGACUUCCCAACUGGUCUGACUUCAAGAGCUUGCCGUACAUUAAUUGCAUCGUGAAAGAAGGGUUGCGGGUAAAACCAGUAGUACCAACCGGCGUACCUCAUGCAUCCAAGCAGGACCGAUGGUACGGUGACAUGUUCAUCCCAGCUGGCUCUUCUAUCUUCAUUCCAGCAUACGCACUCAAUCACAAUAGCGACUUGUCACCGGACCCUUUCACCUACAACCCAGACCGCUACAUCCCUGUCGCCGACAAACUCGCACCUGAACUCGCCGCUUCGCCCAAGUACGAAGAGCGUGAUCACUACUCGUACGGUGUGGGGCGACGAAUGUGCGCCGGGCUACAUCUUGCCGAGCGGUCUCAAUGGCGUAUGGUAGCACAGAUUCUCUGGGCAUUCAAGAUCGAGCCAGCGAUUGGACCCGACGGAAAGGAGGUCGAACUAGAUUCGAGCCCUGAAGGGUACAUUGAGGGGUUGUUACACACGCCUAAGAAAUACAAGGUGAAGUUUGUCCCGAGGAGCGAGAAGCAUGUCGAUGUCAUACGACAAAGUUUUGAUGAGGCCGUGGAGUUUUUGAAGCAAUGGGAGUAA